GCGGUCCUGCAGAUACUGUUGAAGCCGCUGGACUCCGGACUGCUGCACUGCUCUCUGCCCAGCUCUGCAGUCCAGCCCUCGCCAUGGCUGAGGAGGUGGCCAAGGCGCAGACCGCGCAGCCUGGAGGAGAUACAAUCUUCGGGAAAAUAAUUAGGAAAGAGAUUCCGGCUAAAAUAAUCUACGAGGACGAGCAGUGUAUAGCCUUCCAUGAUGUGGCCCCACAAGCUCCUACGCAUUUUUUGGUAGUCCCAAGAAAACCCAUUGUGCAGCUGUCAAAAGCAGAGGACGGUGAUGCAGCACUUCUUGGUCAUUUGAUGAUUGUCGCCAAGAAGUGUGCAGAGCAGGUUGGCUUACCUAGAGGCUACCGGCUGGUUGUCAACGACGGCCCUGACGGUGGCCAGUCUGUUUAUCACGUCCACCUUCAUGUUCUUGGUGGCCGUCAGUUGGGCUGGCCUCCAGGCUAACUGCUCAAGUCCUGAUCAACACGUAAAAUGGCAUCAUUAGUCUCGGCACUAACUAAACAGUUGAGUCGUAUGAUUAACAGCAGAUCGUUGUGCUAAUUCUGUAAUGUUAUGUCAGUCUGUUACAAGGAUACAGCAGGGAAAAUCAAUAAAUGCACUUACCAACAAUCA
Molecule: messenger RNA, 632 nt
Organism: Astyanax mexicanus (Mexican tetra)
Lineage: Eukaryota; Metazoa; Chordata; Actinopteri; Characiformes; Acestrorhamphidae
Gene: hint1
Product: histidine triad nucleotide binding protein 1
Exons: 3
Coding region: 84-464 (126 amino acids)
Biological process (GO): purine ribonucleotide catabolic process
Cellular component (GO): cytoplasm; nucleus
Molecular function (GO): hydrolase activity
Source: RefSeq, a predicted model, not a curated record